CCUACCUCAGCCCUUCGUACUGGGACGUUGGGGAGGGGGCUGUGCCGGGCGGAGAGAACUCAGCAAGGAUUCUGAGAAUGGUAAAUAACACUGAUCAUCUCUGGAAAGCAUAUUGAUCCGCCUCAUGUAAAGUAUGCUCAGUUCCUUUCCAGUGGUUUUGCUGGAAACCAUGUCUCACUAUACAGAUGAACCCAGAUUUACCAUAGAGCAGAUAGAUCUGCUUCAGCGCCUUCGGCGUACCGGAAUGACUAAACAUGAAAUUCUCCAUGCCUUGGAAACUUUGGACCGUCUUGAUCAAGAGCAUAGUGACAAAUUUGGAAGAAGGUCCAGCUAUGGAGGAAGUUCAUAUGGGAACAGUACCAACAAUGUCCCAGCAUCUUCCUCUACGGCUACAGCUUCCACACAGACCCAGCAUUCGGGAAUGUCCCCAUCGCCUAGCAACAGUUAUGAUACCUCCCCACAGCCUUGCACUACCAAUCAGAAUGGGAGAGAGAAUAAUGAGCGAUUGUCCACAUCCAAUGGAAAGAUGUCGCCAACUCGCUACCAUGCAAACAGCAUGGGUCAGAGGUCAUACAGUUUUGAAGCCUCAGAAGAGGACCUAGACGUAGAUGAUAAAGUGGAGGAAUUAAUGAGGAGGGACAGCAGUGUGAUAAAAGAGGAAAUCAAAGCCUUUCUUGCCAAUCGGAGGAUUUCCCAAGCAGUUGUUGCACAGGUAACAGGUAUCAGUCAGAGCCGGAUCUCUCAUUGGCUGUUGCAGCAGGGAUCAGACCUGAGUGAACAGAAGAAAAGAGCAUUUUACCGAUGGUAUCAACUUGAGAAGACAAACCCUGUUUAUCCUGGAACCAGAGCUAGGCUCACCCAUUAUCAGGAAAUUGGAGGAAGUUACUUCAAUGAGAAUCAAUACCCAGAUGAAGCAAAGAGAGAAGAAAUUGCAAAUGCUUGCAAUGCAGUUAUACAGAAGCCAGGCAAAAAACUGUCAGAUCUGGAACGAGUUACCUCCCUGAAAGUAUAUAAUUGGUUUGCUAACAGGCGGAAGGAGAUCAAGAGGAGAGCCAAUAUCGAAGCAGCAAUCCUGGAGAGUCAUGGGAUCGAUGUACAGAGCCCAGGAGGCCACUCCAACAGUGACGACGUCGACGGGAACGACUACUCCGAGCAGGAUACUUGGCAAGAUGACAGCACGAGCCAUAGUGACCACCAAGACCCCAUCUCAUUAGCUGUGGAAAUGGCAGCAGUCAACCACACUAUCUUGGCAUUGGCCCGACAAGGAGCCAACGAAAUCAAGACAGAGGCCCUGGAUGAUGACUGAUCAGGGAGGUUAAACACGACAAGUUAACUUAGUUUAGAUGUAGCACCUUAGCAGACUUUCCUCGGUCCUUAACAUGUGUUCUUACAGUAUAACUUGCAGUUUCUUGUAUGUCAGGUAGCCGUUAGGGUCUUGUUCUGUGAAGAUGGCAUGGUGCCCUCAGCCUUUGCAUAUACUCUCUCAGUAUUAAUUCCCAGUAAAUAAUAACCAACCAACCAAUCUUCCCCCUCCCAGCCCCUGAGGCUAGAAAAAUCUUGCUGCUCUGUCUUAGCAUUCCAGGAAAGUGCUUCCAGGUAUUUAGAUAGCCCUCAGUUCUCAAAUAUUAGGCUACGUGUAAAAUCUUGGGUACCUUAGAUUCAUGUAACACUAGUCUGUACCCCGUUUUCCUUCCCCAAGACUGAUAGGAUGCAAGCUGAGGUAGUGUCACGGGAAUGACAGACACCGUGUGGGGAGUAUCUACAGAGUCAAAGGAACACUAGAAUCCCCACCUCAGCGUGAGGAUAAUUGAUUUCCAGCUGCAAUAAGCCGUGCCUCCUUAUAGUCACACCGUGGCUAGAUUACACUUCUCUGGGUGCUGUGCUAAGAAUGUCAAUGGAAAAACUCAAUCUCAGAUUUUGGUUGUGGUUAACAUGCCUGACAGACAUCCUUUCCUCUCACAAGCUGUGUGACUUAGUAGAUAAAAUACUGCCUUCUGCCUUUGGGACCAUAAUUAAAAACAAAAAAAAAGACAAAAGU
This is a messenger RNA of Propithecus coquereli (Coquerel's sifaka), 2038 nucleotides long. It is a transcript of the gene HMBOX1, whose product is annotated as homeobox containing 1. The coding region runs from base 134 to 1306 and encodes 390 amino acids. The transcript has 11 exons. The record is from RefSeq and is a predicted model, not a curated record. Gene Ontology annotation, biological process: positive regulation of DNA-templated transcription. Lineage: Eukaryota; Metazoa; Chordata; Mammalia; Primates; Indriidae. Gene Ontology annotation, molecular function: double-stranded telomeric DNA binding. Gene Ontology annotation, cellular component: nucleus.